Messenger RNA from Selaginella moellendorffii, 1557 nucleotides. RefSeq lists its product as uncharacterized. The record is from RefSeq and is a predicted model, not a curated record. The transcript is spliced from 4 exons. Lineage: Eukaryota; Viridiplantae; Streptophyta; Lycopodiopsida; Selaginellales; Selaginellaceae. Bases 7 to 615 code for a protein of 202 amino acids.
CGGGGGAUGGCUCACGUACCGGGUGGUGAAGCUCCAUUUGUAGAUCUGGUAAUACUGGUGACACUGGCCAGUGGAUGCGGAGAAGCCAACGUAGUAGCUUUCCCUCUGGAGAAUCGCCGGGAGCCUCACUCUCGGCAAUUCCAGUGUGUCGUAGAGGCCCCAGUACUCGAUCCACGCGGUGAGCGUGAGAUUACUGGCCAGGAGCUCCUGCAUGUUGCUUCCAGUCGUUUGAGCCGAGAUGAGGCUGCCGAGAUCCACACCGACGUGCUGCCAGGGCGGGUCCUCGUACACCAUGUUCUGGUGCGUGUCAAACUCCACCGCAAACGUGUGGUUGAGGCUCCGGCCGGGGGUCAUGAGGCCGAGGACGCUUCCGGGUGGAGGAGCCCGAGGCUUGGGGACGACGACGAAGGCGAAUCCUUCUCCCUGCUGGCACGACGGCUGCGUGAUCUUGAACUGAAACGAGGUAUUGAAGGUGACGAGCUUGACAGGGGCGUCGGCAUGGCGGAAGCGGACCGGGAGCUUGUGGUAGACUCGUCCGACACUCCCUGGCUGCCCCGAGGGAGUGAGGGUGAAGGAGAUGUCGUCGCCUGCUUGGCACAGGGGGAGUGUGAGUGAGAUCCAAAACACGAGCACAGCAGUGGCAGCAAGCAUGGUUCUGGAAGAUGGAAGAUCGAUCUAAACAGGUUGGGUGGUCGCACGAGCUUAUGUUGGAAGUUCCGAUGGACGGACGGCGGACUCCCACAAGGCCGCAUUAUUGGGAGACAGGACAAAGACCAACAGUUUUGUCACUGGGACCGAGGAGAACAAAAGAAACACUUUUCUUCGUUACCUCUUACAAACAAAGUCUAUCGGGCUGGAGGAGGAAGAACUCUCAAGUUUUCCGUAUCGUCUCACAGACUUCAUUGAUAAAGGCGCCAUGCUUCCAAUUUGAGGAAACUUGCGGAGUGUUACAGUGAAGAAAAUGGCAGGACGGGGGAAGAGAACUGCUAGACGAGGGUCUUAGGAGGAAGCUCUGAGAAAUCUGGCCACGGCCCUUUGGCCCUCCACGACGGCUUGCUGGGACAGCUGCCCGGGCAAGGCGAGCUUGCAGGCGGUCUGGAUGUCCUUGGAGGAGAGCGUGGCCGCCUUGUUGCGCCGGACCAGCUCCGCCGCCUCUCUCGCCAGCCUCUCAAACAUGUCGUUCAUGAACGUGUUCAUGAUAUCCAUGGCCGUGGUCGAUAUCUUGAGAUCCUGGUGCGUCGUCGACCGCAAAACCUUGAGGAUGUAGCGCUUGUACGUGUUGCUCGCCGCCGCCUUCUUUCGCUUGCCGGAUCCAGGAGCUUCUGCCGGAGUCGCUGGAGCUUCAGUUUGGGGCUGCGCCGCUGGAGGAGCUUCGGAUUUCGUCGAGGGAGUCUUCUUGGCGGGAGCUUUCACCGGAGGCUUCUUCAUCGUCUUCGCCGGCACCUUCACUGGCUCCGCCACACGGGCGCUCUUCGCCACCUUUGCCAUGCUGCAAAGGCAAACACAGCCCAAGCAGUAUAUAUAUAUCCCUCCAUUAUAAAAAGUCACUCUCAAGCU